Molecule: messenger RNA, 786 nt
Organism: Ustilaginoidea virens
Lineage: Eukaryota; Fungi; Ascomycota; Sordariomycetes; Hypocreales; Clavicipitaceae
Exons: 2
Coding region: 1-786 (261 amino acids)
Biological process (GO): translation
Cellular component (GO): mitochondrion
Molecular function (GO): ribosomal large subunit binding
Source: RefSeq, a predicted model, not a curated record
AUGGCCCAAUGCACCCCGAGCAGCAUCCUCCGGCGCGCGCUCCGCCUCGCCACCCCAGUUGAACGCCGCGUCCCCCACCGACCGCUGCACGCCUCCCCCCCCUUCCUGAAGAAGCGCCGCAUCGCGCCGGCGGCCAACUCGCCCCCUCGGCCGGGCCAGACCCCCCCCCGCAGCGGCAGCGGCAGCGGCAGCGGCACGGGCUGCGACCCGGACCCCGAGAACCCGCUGGACCUGUCGGCGCUGCGGGCCGCGUACGCCCCCCUCGACGCGCACUUCCGGGCGCAGCUGCAGACGGUCCUGCACGGCGGGCGCUUCGACCCCAGCAGCCUCGGGGCGCUGCCCGUGGCGGUCAAGUCGGCCGGCGCGGCGGAGACGUUCCCCCUCCGCGAGCUGGCGCAGGUGGUGCCGCGGCCGGGGCGCGCCGUCUCGCUGCUCGUCCACGAGAGGGCCUUUGUCAAGCCCAUCAUGUCGGCGGUCCAGGCCAGCCGCGAGUUCAACCAGCAGCCGCAGCGGGGCGACAGCGACCUCGAGCUGCUCAUGCGGGUGGAGCCGGAGCGCCGGGAGGACCUCGUCCGCAGGGUCAGGGACAACACCCAGGCGUGGAAGGACAGGGUGCGCCAGGCGAGGGCGCGGCACGACAAGGCGCUCAAGGCGUGGCUGAAGGACGGCACCGUGCUCCCGGACGUGGUGAGGAGGGCCGAGCGGGAGGUGCAGCGGGCGCAGGAUGCCAAGAUGCGCGAGAUUGAGGCCGAGGAGGCCACGGGCCUGAAGCAGCUCGAGAGGUGA